AUGGCUUCUGCUAUUGAAACAAUAUCAAAUCUUUCAAGCGUUAAAGUAUUAGCUGAUCACCAGCGUCUACAACUAAUGCAGGACCUUGGGAAAGCUUGCCAAGAGUGGGGAUUUUUCAUGGUGGUGAAUCAUGGCAUCCCGGAAGCGCUGAUUGAGGCAACAACAGCGGUGGUUGACGAGUUCUUCGAUUUGCCGGAAGCGGAGAAGAUGGAAUAUCAGACUAAGCAUGUUAUUAGACCCCAUCAGAUAUGGAACCAGCUUUAA
This is a messenger RNA of Oldenlandia corymbosa var. corymbosa, 264 nucleotides long. Lineage: Eukaryota; Viridiplantae; Streptophyta; Magnoliopsida; Gentianales; Rubiaceae. The record is from the annotation of a GenBank genome assembly.